CCGGUGGCCGGUGCUGUUGUGUCCGUUGUAAUCCCCGCUCACCCCGUCAGCAGUAGCCAUGGUGGCCAAACAGAGAAUCCGGAUGGCGAAUGAGAAACACAGCAAGAAUAUCACACAGAGAGGCAACGUGGCCAAGACCGCGCGGAACGCAGUGGAUGAGAAGUCCUCGGUAGGACCCUGGUUAUUGGCGCUGUUCAUAUUCGUGGUGUGCGGUUCUGCUAUUUUCCAAAUAAUCCAGAGCAUCAGGAUGGGCAUGUAAAACUUUCUCCAGAUGUUACAAUUCUCCUGUGAAGUAUAACAUGGACUCUUGACAUUUUAUUUUCUGUUAAUUUGGACAACGAAAAACGGAUUUCACAAAACUGCCUGUUCCAGAAUGACGCCGUAAGCAGUGAUCAUCCGAGUCAUUCCAGACGAUUCCACCAAAGUCAUUCCAAGUUUUCUAAUCCAUACCACAGUGCCUUCAGAGAGCACCAUAUGCAUAAGAGCAAUAAAAGCAGAUCUGCUGUCGUGGAGCUACUUAUUCAGUGAAACGUCAAUCUAUGUGGAACUAAUUUGUAUGCAAUGUAGAUACCUGUAGUCUAAAUAGGUUUUGUGUUUGGAAGCUGUUUUUGUUUUGUUAAAUAAUCUACAUUUUUUUUAAUGUAUAAAAUUGGUUAAUUCUUUUUAAUUUAAGAAUCAAAAGCUGGAAAAUUUAGUAAUUUGAAUAUUCUCUGUAUGCUGCAAGAAAAUGUCAUGUGUUCUCACUUUGUCAGGCGCUUGCUUUGUGCAUAGAGGCUUCAUAAUUUUCUGGAAAGACCCCUUUUCUCUUGCCCAAAAAGCACCUGUAAUGUGCCACUUCCCAGUCCUUUACUGUAGGAUGCACAAUGGACUGGCACAGUCACCAAUAUGCUAGAGUAGGUGCAGACCUAUGUGAUGAUUCCCAACAAUAGAGCUGUCUGGUCAAGUCAUUCUGGCUUUUACAAAAUACUGUAGACAUAUCCUCAAUUUAUUUGUCUAGCCAAUUUUUGCAUGCGAGAACCCACUUUCCAGUUUUACCAGUAUUUAAGAUGAUGGUUAGUGGCUUGGCACAGCUCUCUACAACCAUAGGUAAUUCAACAAAAUGUCACCUACCUAUAAGCGGUGUAAAUUUGGUGCGUUUUUGUAAGAAAAAUACAAAUAAAACAUUACAAAAAUG
Molecule: messenger RNA, 1174 nt
Organism: Hyla sarda
Lineage: Eukaryota; Metazoa; Chordata; Amphibia; Anura; Hylidae
Gene: SERP1
Product: stress associated endoplasmic reticulum protein 1
Exons: 3
Coding region: 59-259 (66 amino acids)
Biological process (GO): endoplasmic reticulum unfolded protein response
Cellular component (GO): endoplasmic reticulum
Source: RefSeq, a predicted model, not a curated record